AUGAGCGGUGAAUUUGGAUUAAGUACCCAAUUACUCGGGAGAACUGAGAACCAGGAAUUGUUGUUAUGUGACAAAAAUCAAGAAAAGAUAAUGACUAAUGAUCGUGUUGAGGAAAUUAUAACGGAAAAAGGGAAGCAAAGAGAGGAGAUUAACAGUUCAAAAAUGUUGUCUCGAGAUACAAUUUCAAAGUACUUUUACAUGCCAAUAACUCAAGCAGCCAAGGAACUUAAUAUUGGGGUGACAUUUUUGAAGAAAAGAUGUAGGGAUUUGGGAAUUCGAAGGUGGCCACAUAGGAAGUUGAUGAGUCUUCAAACACUAAUCAAGAAUGUUAAGGAAUUGAAGAGGGGGGAAGGAAAUGGUAUGGAGAAAAAGUGGAAGGAUGUGAUAAAUUUAUUAGAGGAAGAGAAGAAGAAGAUGGAAGAAAUUCCGCAUGGAACUUGA
This is a messenger RNA of Lycium ferocissimum, 441 nucleotides long. RefSeq names its product protein RKD1-like. The record is from RefSeq and is a predicted model, not a curated record. Bases 1 to 441 code for a protein of 146 amino acids. NCBI's taxonomy places the organism in Eukaryota, Viridiplantae, Streptophyta, Magnoliopsida, Solanales, Solanaceae. The transcript has 2 exons. Gene Ontology annotation, molecular function: DNA-binding transcription factor activity.